This is a messenger RNA of Anopheles coustani, 10832 nucleotides long. It is a transcript of the gene rhea, whose product is annotated as talin-2. The record is from RefSeq and is a predicted model, not a curated record. Bases 658 to 9468 code for a protein of 2936 amino acids. Gene Ontology annotation, biological process: cell-cell adhesion. The transcript has 12 exons. Gene Ontology annotation, cellular component: cytoskeleton; ruffle; focal adhesion. Gene Ontology annotation, molecular function: actin filament binding; structural constituent of cytoskeleton; integrin binding. NCBI's taxonomy places the organism in Eukaryota, Metazoa, Arthropoda, Insecta, Diptera, Culicidae.
AAAAAAGUAAACAUCUUGGACGUUUUAGUUUGUGCCGCGGUAUUUUCCGUGCUUUUCCGCAGUGAAAAACAUCCCCAAACCUCCCAAAACAGAAAUUACAACACCGAUCCCAAGCAAUACCGAUCCAGCAAUAUUACGCUCUACGCACGGAGAAUUAUCGGAACCGAGGAACAAGUUACACUGCACCGAGCGAUAAUUGGGUUAAACGACGUUAACAACACAUACGAAACGACUGAAGCGGCAUCGUGCAAGCAAUAAUUAAGAAAGUAUAAUCGCGCACCGCUUCGAUAAAGCAACCUAACGUGCCUUUUUUUUCGGAAGGAAGUGUGUCCGUGUCCGUGUGUGUUUUGUGUCUCUGUAUUAUCUUUUAAGAUUUUUGUUCGUUUUAUUACCAAGUGGCUUUGGUUUAAGAACCAAUUAAUAAUACCGUUCCGUGCGUCGUGCCACAACAACGCACAAGUGCCGAAGUCAAAUCGAUAUCUUCCCGGUAUAACAUCAACCUAAUCUAACCAUCCAACAACAUUAACGUAUGCGAGGAGGAUUGAUUUCAAUCGAAGCUAAUUCACUGGACAACUACUAACGUGUCGUUAAGGCGACAACCAGAUCUGUUGCAAUCGUCGAAGAAGACAUAGCCGGCAGUGGUCGAGGGGCAGGAAAAUGUCCACACUUUCGCUGCGGAUCAGCCUCGAGGGAGGCCGGGUGACAAAGACGAUCCAGUUCGACCCGAACACGACCGUGUUCGAUGCCUGCCGUAUCAUUAAGGACAAGUUCGCGGAGGCGGUGCAGGGCCAGGCGCAAGAGUUCGGCCUGUUCCUAGCGGACGAUGACACACGCCAGGGCGUUUGGUUGGAGCCUGCCCGCAACCUCGGCUACUACAUGCUGCACAAUCACGACGUGCUCGAGUACCGGCAGAAGCACCGAACGCUGCGCGUCCGAAUGUUGGACGGUGCGGUCAAGACGAUCCUGGUGGACGACUCGCAGCCGGUCUCGCAGCUGAUGGUGGUCAUUUGCACGAAGAUUGGCAUCACCAACCACGAGGAGUAUGGGCUGGUGCGGGAGGAUCCCGAGUCACAGAACGAGAACCAGCCCGACAACCGGUCCAACACGAGCACGCUGACGUUGCGCCGAAAGGCGCAGGAAAAGGAGCGUGACACGAAGAUGGAAAGCUUGCGGAAGAAGCUGCGCACAGACGACGAAAUCAACUGGGUGGACGUGGGGAAGACGCUGCGCGAGCAGGGCAUUGACGAGCAGGAGACGGUUUUGCUGCGGCGCAAGUUCUUCUACUCCGACCAGAACAUCGAUUCGCGCGACCCGGUACAGCUGAAUCUGUUGUAUGUGCAGGCGCGCGAUGCCAUUCUGGACGGAACGCAUCCCGUCACGCAGGACAAGGCGUGUGAGUUCGCGGGCAUCCAGGUUCAGAUACAGUUUGGCGACCACAAUGAAGCGAAACACAAAGCUGGCUUUUUAGACUUACGUGAAUUCCUUCCCUCGUCGUACGUACGCACGAAGAACAUUGAGCGGAAGAUCUUUGCCGAGCAUCGCAAACACAUCGGCCUGUCGGACCUGGAUGCGAAGUACCGCUACACCAAGACGGCCCGCGAGCUUCCGACGUACGGAGUGACGUUUUUCCUGGUGAAGGAAAAGAUGACCGGCAAGAACAAGCUCGUACCACGGUUGCUGGGCGUCACGAAGGACUCCGUGUUGCGGUUGGAUGAGUUGACGAAGGAAAUUCUAAAAUCCUGGCCCCUCACCACCGUGCGCCGAUGGGGUGCUUCGCCGAACACGUUCACGCUCGAUUUUGGAGACUACGCCGACUCGUACUACUCCGUACAGACGACGGAAGCGGAGCAGAUCGUGCAGCUGAUUGCCGGCUACAUCGAUAUCAUUCUCAAGAAGAAGCAAGCGAAGGACCAUUUCGGCAUCGAAGGUGACGAAGGAUCGACCAUGGUGGAGGAAAGUGUUGCACCAUCGAAAGCCACCUUCCUGCAACACGAGGAAACGAACAAGUCCGGCAAGGUGGAAACCCAUUCCAUUGCCAAGCCAGCCGUUAUGCGGGGAACUGACGGCGAACGAUCGUACGGUACUGGUGAGAUGCAAUCGAUACAGUACGGUGCCAUCGUUGGACAGGUCAAUCUGGCUCAUCAGCCGCCAAUGUUACAACAAACUCGCAUCAGUUCGGUUCUGUCGGAGCCACAGCGUGCUCUGCUCGGGUACAUUUCCGCCGGGCAGGAUGCGCUCAACCAGGCCGAGAAGGAUCUGGAAACGAAGGUCCAGCUGCCACCGCUCGGUACCGAUCCCGGAUCGUUGCAGUGGCGUGAGGAAACGCUCGACACCUCGAAGCAGACGGUCACGACGCAUCUGGCGACGAUGAAUGCGGCCACGGCGCAGGUGGUAACGGCCUCGCAGCCGGACGAGAUCGACCACGAAGCGGUCGGUGCGGCGGUAUCGCAAAUCACCCAGAGCAUCCCGGAGGUAACGAAGGAGGUGCGCCUGAUUGCGGCGCUCAUGGACGACGAUUGCACCGGCGAUAAGUUGCUCGAGGCGACCCGGAAGUUGUGCAAUGCGUUCAGCGAUCUGCUGAAGUCGGCCGAACCGGAGAGCAAGGAACCGCGCCAGAAUCUGCUGAAUGCGGCGACGCGUGUUGGUGAGGCGAGCGGUCAGGUAUUGAGCACGAUCGGGGAGGAGAGUAUCGAGAGCCGUGAGCUGCACGACAUGCUGCUGAGCUUGGCCAAGGCCGUUGCCAACACGACCGCUGCGUUGGUGCUGAAAGCGAAAUCGAUUGCGGCCGUUACGGAAGACGAGGCGACCAGAAAUAAAGUGAUUGGAGCUGCUAGCCAGUGCGCUUUGGCCACCAGUCAGUUGGUUGCGUGUGCCCGUGUCGUUGCACCGACGAUCCAGAGUCCGGCCUGUCGCGAGCAGCUCGAAGCAGCCGCUCGAGAAGUGGCCAAAGCGGUCGCCCAUCUGGCCGAAGUCUGCAACGAAGCGACGGACAAUCAACAGUUGCGUGGUGAUCUUACGGCCGCGGCCAAAGACGUCUCGAAGUCCCUCACCGAUCUGUUGGAGCACAUCAAGCUAAGUGCACGUGAGAAGGCACGACGGGUGGAGAAUGAAAACCCGGUCGACAACGUGCUGGUAGCGACGGACAUUCUCGUCUCCUCGUCGGACCCACAGGAGAUGAUCCGCCAGGCGCAGCAGCUGGGCAAAGCGACGGCGCAGCUGAUCCAGAGCAUCAAAGGCGAGGCGGAAAGCCAGAAUGAUUCCAACAUGCAGAGGAAGCUGCUCGAGGCGGCAAAGCAGCUGGCGGACGCAACGGCCCGGAUGGUCGAGGCGGCUCGAUUGUGCGCCGGCAAUCCGCACGAUUCUGGCCACCAGGAAACGCUUCGUGCGGCAGCGGAGGAAUUGCGUGUCAUUACCACGACGACGGCGAACACACCCGCGAUAAAGCGGCAGCUGAUUGGUCGGUUGGAGCAGUGCGCAAAGCAGGCAGCAUCAUCCGCCACGCAGUGCAUUACGGCCGCUCAGAACUCGCUCAUCCACAGCAAUGACGUGCAGACGAAGGAGAUUCUGCUGCAGGACUGCCAGGCGGUGGCGGAUCAAAUCCCGCGGCUUGUGGCCGGAGUAAAGAGCACCCUAUCGCGCCCGGACGAUCCGAAUGCACAGCUGGGUCUUAUCGACGCCUCAGAGAUGUUCCUCGAGCCGGGUGCACAGAUGGCUGCGUCGGCACGAGAGCUCCAACCGACGGUGAUGGAUCAGGCGGCUUCACAACAGCUUGGCCGGUGUUCCGUCAAUCUCACGCAUGCCAUUCACGAUCUUCGUCUGGCGGCACAUCGUGCCCGGGAGGCUUGCGGUGGAAACGAACUGGACGCAGCACUGGAAGCCGUGCGUAACCUUCGCAAUGUGCUGAACGACACGCGCCGUGCUGCGCAGGAAGGUAGCCUUCGGCCGCUCCCGGGUGAGACGGCCGACAGCUGCUUCAAGCAGUUGGCCGCCGCCAGCAACUCGGUGGAUGUAUCGAUGCACCAGUUGGCGACGGCUGCACAGCAGGGCAAUAGGACGUACGCCGGAGUGGCCGGUCGGGAUACUGCGCUCGCGCUCGGUGACUACACCAAGAGCGUUCGGGGCGUGCUGGUGACGACGAAGAAUCCGGCCGUGGUCGACUGUGCCGAUGAGGUGAUCGUGGAUUCGCUCCGCGUGAUCGAGGAAGCACAGCGAACGCUGCAGAAUCUGGACAACCAGGAGGCGCUGCUGAUUGCGAUCAAGCGUACGAAACAUUCGCUCGGUCGCACGAUCGAUUGCUUGCCGGGUGUGAAGGACAUCAACGAAGCGUUCGAGACGAUCAGCGAUUUGCGCAGCAUCCUUGACACGGGCGAAUAUCCACCUUCCGAUCGAGCGUACGGUCAGCUGCAAAACGAACUGAAGUCGGCUGCUGAUCAGUUGAACGUGGCUGGAGGGCAGGUGGCUCAGUCGUACGAUAGUUCCAUCAAGUUGGCCAACACGAGUCAAGAGUUCUGUCAGGCGUAUAAGGAACUGCUCACCGUGACGCUAGAGAUGGCUGGACAAACCGGUGAGGUGCGAGCUCGCGAGGAGAUUGUCAACUCACUUCGGGGUGUAUCGAAUCAAUCGAUCAGUUUGCUCGGAACGGCCCGCUACGUGGCCGGUGAUCCGGAUCGUCCGAAUGCCAAGAAUGAACUCUCUUCGGCGGCACGUAUGGUCACCGAAAGCAUCAACCGGCUGGUGGAUGUCUGCACUCAGGCAGCUCCGGGUCAGAAGGAGUGCGAUAGUGCAAUCCGUAGCAUCGAGUCGCUCCGACCGUUGCUCGAAUCGCCCCAGGAGUCACUGACCGACCAGGGAUACUUCGAUUGUCUCGAUACGGUGCUGGAAAAAUCGCGCGCCCUUGGUGACGGAAUGACAGGCAUUGCGAACAACGCAAAGAACUCGAAGCACGUCGAGUUUGGCCAUUCGGUUAACUCGGUUUCGGAAUCGAUCCGGGGAUUGAUUGAGUCGGCGGCCCAGGCUGCUUACCUCGUCGGUGUUUCGAACCCGACCAGCGUUGGUGGGCGCCCGGGAAUCGUCGAUCAAGCGCAGUAUGCCCGCGCCUCGCAAGCGAUUCGCCAGAGUUGCGACAUCCUGCGCGGUCAAUCAUCGUCGCAGCAGCAAGUUCUUUCCGCGGCGACCAUCAUUGCGAAGCACACGUCGGCCUUGUGCAACGCUUGCCGUAACGCUAGCUCAACCACCACCAACCCCGUCGCAAAGCGUCAUUUCGUACAAGCGGCCAAAGAGGUUGCCAACUCGACCGCCACGUUGGUACGCGAAAUUAAAGCGCUCGAUCAAGAUUACAGCCCCGCCUCGCGUCAACGUUGUGCGGCGGCUACCGAACCACUGCUGGAAGCCGUCUCGUCUCUGUGUCACUUUGCGUCGUCUCCGGAGUUCAUCUCGAUUCCGGCACGUAUCUCCACCGAGGGACGUAAGGCGCAGGAACCGAUCCUAUCGGCUGGUCGCGGUAUCCUGGAUGGUGCCGUCGAUAUGGUACGCACGGCGAAGGUGCUUGCCCUCACGCCAACGGACCCACCCGUUUGGCAGCAGCUGGCCAUCCACAGCCGCAACGUGUCGGAUAGCAUUAAAAUGCUCGCCACCAGCAUCCGCGAGAAGGCCCCCGGACAGAUGCAGUGCGAUCAGGUGCUGGAGGUGCUGAAGGAUUGUUCGCGCGAGCUCAACUCGGCCGCGCUGGCCGUCGGUGUUGAUGGGUUGCCGCAGCGCAAGGACAGCAACCUGCAGGGCUUCACGAACCAAUCGUUGAAUGCGGCCUCCGAACUGAUCGAUCGCCUCGAGCCGGUCAAGUCGUCGGCAAAGAAGAACGCCGAAAGUCUUGGCCACGCCGUCAAUCAAAUCGCGAAGCAUAUCGUCCCACUGACGAACGGUGUGAUCGGUGCGUGCUCGCAGCUUGUCCACUCCGGCCAGCAGACGGUGCUCAUUAACCAGGUCAAGUCGGUCGUGGAAUGCUGCGCGCAGCUCGUCCAGACGGCCAAAAGUGCGGGAGGUAAUCCACGGGCGAACCAACUCCACCCGGAGCUGGAUGAAGCGGUCGAGUCGACGCGGGAGGCCAUCCAAGAGCUGAACGCUACGGUGGAACGACUCUCGACGGAAAACGGUGUCGUGACGGGACUGAUGGAGCAAAUAUCUCGCUCGAUGUCGCGCAUCUCGGACAAGCGCCAGUCGUUCCUCGGAGCGUCACUUAACGACACCUACGUCGACUACCAGACGCGUAUGGUCCAGAGUGCGAAGGAGAUCGCUCGGUAUGCGAACGAAAUCAACGCGAAGGCCGCCAUCGACCCGUCGAAGUUGGCUCAGCUGUGCGUUGAGAUGACGCACCAUUACACGCAGCUGGCACAGGAUGCGAUCGGCGCUUCGGCCCUCACCACCACGCCGGAUGUGGCCAUACGCAUUCGCAACACGGUGCAGGACCUGGGUCGCUCGGUCAACGUACUUAUCCAGUCGACGACGGGCAUCCGGAAGGAUGACAGCAGCGGAUUGGUGGAAAUUUCGCGCGGUGCCCGCGACGUCUCGGAGAAGGUCGCCCAGGUGCUGGCCGCCCUGCAGGCCGGGUCUCGCGGCACCCAAGCGUGCAUCAACGCAUCGAGCACGGUUUCGGCGAUCAUCAGCGACCUCGACACGACGAUCAUGUUCGCCACGGCCGGAACUCUGCAAUCGAGCGACGAGGACGGCAAGUUCUCCGAUCACCGUGAGCACAUCCUCAAAACGGCCAAGGCACUCGUCGAGGACACCAAGAUUCUCGUGGCCGGAGCUGCCGGUACACAGGACCAACUGGCUGCCGCAGCCCAGAACGCAGUAACAACCAUUCUGCAACUAGCCGACGCCGUCAAGCAUGGUGCCGCCUCGCUCGGUUCCGGACAGCCCGACUCGCAAGUGAUGGUGAUAAACGCGGUCAAAGACGUUGCCGCUGCACUCGGUGAGCUAAUAAACGCUACUAAACUCGCCUCCGGCAAGCCCAUUAACGAUCCAGCUAUGAAUGAUUUGAAAGAUAGCGCUAAGGUUAUGGUGAUGAAUGUCACCUCGCUGCUUAAGACGGUGAAGGCCGUCGAAGACGAACACACGCGCGGCACACGCGCCAUGGAAGCCACGGUGGACGCCAUUUCGCAGGAGCUCCGCUCGAUGCAGUUCGCCCCGGAGAUGAUGCGCUCGAGCAUGCAGCAGUUGUCGCGCCCGGAAGACCUGAUCAACGUCACCAAGCACGUGACGGCGGCCACGGCCAAGGCGGUGUCGGCCGGUGCCUCCAAUCUGCAGGCGGACAUCGCCGCCGCCGCCAACCUCGGUCGCAAAACGAUCUCGGACAUGCUGAUCGUGUGCAAGUCGGUCGCUUGGUCGUGCGCGGAUACGGCGGAACUGCGCCAGCGCACGCUCGACGCCGGCUCGGCCGUGGCCAUCGCGUACCGUGAUCUGCUCGAGGGCAUCCUGAAUCACUGUACGGCCGACGAGCGGAUGCAGCUUUCGCGACGCGUUGCCAUGUGCGUGACGGAUCUGGUCGGAAUGGCGCAGCUGCUCAAGGGUUCGGACUGGGUCGAUCCGGACGAUCCGACGGUGAUUGCGGAGAACGAACUGCUGGGUGCGGCUGCAUCGAUCGAAGCGGCCGCCAAGAAGCUGGCCAACCUGCGCCCACGACGACAGGAGGUGAAGGAGGCGGAUGAAAAUCUAAACUUUGAUGAAAUGAUUCUGGAGGCGGCCAAGAGCAUUAUGGCGGCAUCGUCGUCGCUGGUCCGCGCUGCCAAUGCGGCCCAGCGUGAGCUGAUCGACCAAGGCAAGGUGGCCAAGCGCCCGCUGACAUCGUCGGACGAUGGCCAGUGGUCGGAGGGACUUAUAUCGGCUGCCCGGUUGGUUGCUGCGGCCACCCACAGUCUCGUCGAGGCGGCCCAGAACCUCGUCCAGGGAGUUGGCACGGAGGAGAUGCUCAUUUCCUCGGCCAAACAGGUGGCCAGCUCGACCGCCCAGCUGUUGAUUGCGUGCAAGGUGAAGUCGGAUCCCAACUCGGAGACGGGACGGCGACUGCAGGCGGCCGGUAAUGCGGUGAUCAAGUCGACUGACAAGCUGGUUCAAGCCGCCCAGCAAGCGAUCGAGGGAGAGGAGGAGCAUACGCUGCGCUUGAACCGGAACAUGGUGGACGGCAUGGCGCAAGAAAUCAAUGCCCGCUCGGAGAUCCUAAUGCGCGAACGACAGCUGGAGGAAGCGAAGAACAAACUGAUCGCCAUCCGGCACGCGAAGUACCGGCAGAAGCUGGGAGGUGGCUUCACAACCGACGAGAGUGACGAGGGUGGCAUUGCACCGCCACCGUUCGCUGGCUACGGCCAGUCCACUUCACCGAAGCCACCGCAAACACUACCGAAACCGGGAACGUACUCCUCCCCGGCCGGUGGUAUUGGUGGGUCUCCCGGUGGUGCGAGCACCAUGCCUCGUCUUCACGGAACCGUUUCACCGGGAAGUCCCAGCCUGCAGCGAGCUCAGGGAAGUCAGCUGCUCACAGCCAACGCCGUCCCGAAACCGUACCAAUCGGACGCGCUAAAGUCCCCUUCGGCGCUGGUUUCACCCUCGAUGCUGAACCGUGCGUACGACACGACACGCGUCGAAAACGCUAACCUCAGUGCAUCCAAGUUCAACCGGACGCAAUUCGAUGCCGCCAUACAAGACCUCCAGAACAAGGUGCAACCGAUGAGUACGUUCCGCUCGUCCCCAACGCAGCAGCAUCCGCACACCAAUGGUGGUAGCGCCCCGCAAACGUACGAAGGAUUCACCACAAGAUACGAAACCCGUGUCUUCCAGAAUGCCAACAGUACUACUAAUCCCAACCCGCUAACCACCGUGGAGCAGAAGUUUGCCAAGCUUAACCUAGAUCAGCACGAUCUACGACAAGAGCAGCAACAGCAGCAGCAGCAACAGCAACAGUAUCAGCAACAGCCAAGGUUUGCCGGCACGCCACCGCACAACAAUAACAACGUUGGCACGCCAACAUCCGCAAGUUCGAAUAGUAGCUUUAAUCCUGCUACCGCCGCCACUACUAGUGCCUCCUUUAACGCCGCUAGCACUCAACCGUACCAUCAUCAGCAUCAGCAGCAACAUCAGCAGCAACAUCAGCAGCAUCAGCAGCAACACUUCCUUCGCACCACCACCUCAACCACCAACCCGGGGGGUUCACCUUCCGUACAUCCGAUUAAAAAUGGAAACGUUAGUCUCUUUGACAGUGGCGCACCGACCGAUGCCACCAUGCUCAACCGGACAAUGAUGGAGCAACGUGCGUCAUCGUCAACCGUCAGCAGCCAACAACAGCAGCACCAGCAGCAGCAAAUCGUCCAGACCAAAAAGAUCCAGAUGAUGACCACCUCCUCCUCUCAUCACCAUUCGACGUCCUCCUCCACGACCAUGAAAUCGUCCGGCGGUGGUGGCGGUACGGAAUGGAAGUAAACAUCGACAAUGGUCUCCCACGUGGCUUCCUUGCCCUCCCCCCCAUGUCUAAAUUCGUGCGUGUGUAAAGUUGUGUUUUUGCACUAAUUAUUGUAAUUCGAACCGGUUUAUUCGAGCGGUUUUAUUUGUGUGUAAUUUUUUCGUACCAAUUCCGCCGCCCGAUUCUUGUUGACCCCUUGUUGUAGUCCGUAAGUGUGUACGAUAGUGUGUAGUUAUGGUAGCGUGUAACUAAAUUUUACUAAACAAAGCGAAUUAUUAAACUUAAGCCUUUUCGUUUUCGGGUACCAUUUGCUGCCCGGUUCCUCCUUUUUUCCCCCCCUCCGAUGUAAACAUGUAACCAACACGAAAUGUGCCACACUUUUCUAACACAACCUUUUAAUUCGUUUGAGGAAGGAAAAUUUGUAUCUAACGAGAGAAAAAGUAAAAACACCUCCUAAUUCUAAGUCAACAAACCGUGUGUGUGGUUUUUAUGUAUUUUUUUGUGUUUGUGGCACACUGUUGUUCGAACACGAUAAACGAAACACGAGCGAAACUCACGAAUGUGCCUCGAGGGAUUUUUUAAUCACAAUUUGCCUUCACGAAACGUGACGCGACGGAUAUAAUACACGAGAAGUGCGCCUUAGCCAGUAUUUUUGCAGAUUUAAAGAGAUUUAUUGUAACGCUGCUUCCUUUUUCGGGUAAAAACAAAAGUAAUUGUAGCUAAAAAGAUGCCAACGUUUGCCAAACAAGGAAAUCUACAUGCCUUACCUUAAAACCAAGCGCACAAGAAGUGUAAAUUGUGUGCAAUGAAACGAAACGCACAACGGAGAACGAGUAGUAAAUUAAAACGCCGCCACGUGCCAUUGGUUUAGAGCCAGUCCCCAGAUUUAGAGCUUCCAAGCGUCUUGUGUAAGGGUAACAAGGUAGAAAAUCGAACACUUAGUCAACUAAUCAAACGAACGCUACGGGGGAGUUGGCGGAGUUAGGGAAGAUUCCGCACAUAUUUUUUUUUCAACUUAAAAGGACACAUGGUUAUACUAAAAAACGGAUCGGAAUAGGAAUAGAUUUUAACGAGGGUGUCGGGGGGGAGCGUCAACGAUUUCGACGCUCUCGGCGACGGCCCAGUUUUGUUUCUACUUCUCGAGCGCCAUCCACUUUUUGUUUGAAGCGUGCCCGCAUCCAAGCAAAUAACAGUCGAGCAGGAAUACUUAAUAACGUGCUUUAGUCAUUAGUAGCAAACAAAAAAAUGGCAUAUUUUCGAUAGCGUGUUUUCAUAACACCGUAUUUUUGAUUUUUAAUUUCAAACCUUAUUCCGUAACUGGUAGUGUUUCUAACGAAAAUGAUUAUUUUAAAAAAUGAUAAAAUCAAACCAGAUUUAGUAGCGA